AUGAUGAGAACGUGGGUGAGACAAAUGCGAGGUCGUAAGAAAGCCGAACAGAAGAAUGCAGAUCUCGAAAAUGUACGUCGUGUUUUUGAGCCGAUUUCUCAUGUUGAUGAGGUGAAGGAGAAGGAACCACUCCACAAACGACUUCUCUACAUGUCAGUCAACGAAACUAGUUUACCCUUUUAUUUAUGGACUACUGUAGUCUUCGUUGGAUGUUUUUACAAUCUCGUCACAAUCGUAAUCAUAGUGUUUGAAGAAGUUCGCAGGAAUUUUUAUGACUCCUGGAUUAGAUAUAACAUUGUGUUCGAUUUGAUAUUUUUUUGUGACCUGCUCGUUUUGACGAGAAGACACGCAACAAUCGAUGACUGGAUAUUUUCAUACGACAAAAUUCCGGACCCGAUUCUCAUUCAGUGUGGUGUCGAUGAUGCGUACAAUAUGACUGGGGAGAGAUGUCAAAUGGAUCUUAUACCUCCACUACGCUUCUAUGAGGAACAUGAUAAUAUGACGGAAGAAGUGGACCUGGCAAUGAUGUACUGGGGGAACAGAUCGCAAGCAAUCCCGUUCACCAAGUUUGUCAAACAGUAUGCAUUAAGCUUCUACUGGUCUGCCUUGACCCUCGUCACGCUUGGAGAGCAGCCAUCUCCAAACAACACUUUUCAAAAUAUGUUCGAAAUUUGUGACACUUUACUUGGCUUGGUCCUAUUUGCAGUGAUUGUUGGUGAUGUUGGUAACAUGGUAACCACAAUGAACAUGAAACGAUCCGAUUUUGAGGAAGUGUUGGAUGGUUGCAAGAGUUAUAUGAUUUACAGGAAAGUGCACCGUCUCCUGCAAAGAAAAGCUGUGGAAUACUUCUCGUAUACAUGGGCUCAUGGCGGAGGGCAAGUGGAUGAAGAGGAAAUCGAAGAAUAUUUGCCUCCCAGACUGUAUGGACAGUUAGCGGUACACAUUCAUAUGGAAACUCUCAGAAGAGUAAAACUGUUCGAAGACUGCGAGCCGAAUCUGCUCUAUGAGUUGAUUCUAAAGCUGGAACUGCGAGUCUAUUCACCUAUGGAUUAUGUUUGCAAGAAAGGCGAUGUGGGCACAGAGAUGUACAUUGUCAAGGAAGGCGCUGUUGAAGUGGUCAAUGAAGAUGGUACAAAGGUAUUCGUUCGACUGGGCGAAGGCACUGUAUUUGGCGAAUUAUCUAUUUUGAACAUUCCUGGUAACAAAAAUGGAAAUCGUCGUACAGCAAACGUACGAUCAGUUGGCUAUUCGGAUCUCUAUGUACUCAGCAAGGACGAUCUUUGGGCUGCUCUUAGAGAAUAUCCGGAAGCGAAAUAUUCACUCAUGGAAAAAGGAAGAAAUAUCUUGGCAAAAGACAAUUUGUUGGAAGAAACGGCUGAUGAAGAAGAACUCGAUCAAGAUGCUCCUGUCGAAGAACAGCUAGCUUAUGCUGCUAAAGUAAUCAAAGAGCUAGAGGCACAAUUGGAUGAGGCUGAAAGGAAGUUCUGGAGUUCAUCAGCCAAAGCGAAGAAAAAUCUAUAUAAAUUAGAGCAAGAAAUGGAUCAAGAGCUCAAGUGGAUGGAAAACGAGGGAUACAGAGCUGGUCGUCCAAGAGCAGCUUCAUUGAGAUAA
Messenger RNA from Cylicocyclus nassatus, 1611 nucleotides. The record is from the annotation of a GenBank genome assembly. Lineage: Eukaryota; Metazoa; Nematoda; Chromadorea; Rhabditida; Strongylidae.